AAAACAAAAGCAUAAAAGGCAGAGUUUCCCUCACUAGAAGCCACAGCAGAGCGGAGCACGUAAAUUCAAACUGUCCGCGAUACUGACGGUGAGAAGUGGGGCUCAAAAUUUUGCACACGCAGGUUUGGAAGCCUAGAAAUUGUAGUGAAAGGGAGAGAGUGAAAUAUCGGAAGCCCUAGAAAUCCGCAGAUUCAGCUAUGGCGUCGUCGAAGGUGAUGGCGUCAACGGCGUCGACAAAUUCGGAUCUGCCGCGCCAGUCAUCUAUAUGUUCACUCACGAUCGCGGAGCUCCAGAGCGAUCAGAACAAGAAUUUCGGGUCCAUGAAUAUGGACGACCUGCUUAAGAACAUCUACGGUGACAACCUCUCCCCGGAGAGUUUCUCGACGGCGGCGGGGAACAACGGAGAUGGAGGCGGCGGGGGCGUGGGCGGGGUCGACGAGGGAGGGUCACUGUCGCGGCAGGGGAGCUUCUCGCUGUCGCGGCAGGGGAGCUUCUCGCUGCCGAAGAGCGUGGGGAACAAGACUGUGGAUGAGGUGUGGAAGGAGAUCGUGGCGGGGAAUGAUCAGAGGCGGGUGGGUGCAGGGGAGGCUCUGGAGGAGAUGACUCUGGAGGAUUUUCUGGCCAAGGCUGGGGCAGUAAGGGAGGAAGAUGUGAGGGUUCAGGUGAUGGGCGGAGCAGGGAGUUACGGUGUGGAUGCGAUGAUGAACGGUCAGUUUCAGGCGCCGCAGAUGCAAGCGCAGGGUGUCGAUGGGGCAAUGGUGGCCUUUGGGAAUGGCAUUGAUGGAAGAGUUACUGGCGCUGGAAGAGGAAAGAGAAGAGCGGUGGAGGAGCCGGUGGAUAAGGCUACGCAGCAAAGGCAACGGCGGAUGAUCAAGAACAGAGAAUCGGCAGCCAGGUCCAGGGAGCGAAAGCAGGCUUACACAGUUGAGCUAGAGUCGCUGGUGACCCACCUGGAGGAGGAGAAUGCACGGCUCUUAAGAGAGGAGGCUGAACAGUCUAAGGAGAGGUAUAAGCAGUUGAUGGAGAACCUGAUUCCAGCUGGGGAGAAACGAAGACCACCUCGUGUUCUUCGAAGAGUGCAGUCUGUUCUGUGGUAGAUCUGGCUCUGAAUUCGUUUUCAACAAUAAGAUAGAAGAAAGAAACUGCAUUCUCUGGCCUGGCACUGGAGCUAGAGUGGAUGGAGCAGCAUCGCUUUCUUCCGGAAAAGGAAAAGGAAAAGGAAAAUCUAUAUCAAAAACCUCCAAAAAAAAAAAAAAAUAGAGAGAGAGGAAAAAAAAAGAAUGUCAUGAUGGGGUUGUUCCUCUGGUGGUAUCUUGUUAGGAGCAGUUGAUGUUCAUUUGUAAAGAAAGAUGAGUAGAAGCCAAGAGAAGUAAUUCGAUUAGAAGUGAAGAAUGUGAAUGUGUCCAUAUCUAGAUCCUUGAUAAAUGUUUAGUUGAUUUUCUUACCUGUCAAAACCAAAAACCAAAAACCAAAAACCUCCCUCCUUACUUGCAGAGAUAGAAAGGCCCCAGACGGGGAGGUAAAGAUUGAUAUACUUAUGUUUUAUAUAAAUACUAAAUCAAAGAAGCCUAAUGCAUUUACAAAUUA
Molecule: messenger RNA, 1587 nt
Organism: Vitis riparia (riverbank grape)
Lineage: Eukaryota; Viridiplantae; Streptophyta; Magnoliopsida; Vitales; Vitaceae
Product: ABSCISIC ACID-INSENSITIVE 5-like protein 5
Exons: 4
Coding region: 198-1097 (299 amino acids)
Biological process (GO): positive regulation of DNA-templated transcription
Cellular component (GO): nucleus
Molecular function (GO): DNA-binding transcription factor activity
Source: RefSeq, a predicted model, not a curated record